Molecule: messenger RNA, 2479 nt
Organism: Haliotis rubra (blacklip abalone)
Lineage: Eukaryota; Metazoa; Mollusca; Gastropoda; Lepetellida; Haliotidae
Product: N-acylglucosamine 2-epimerase-like
Biological process (GO): N-acetylmannosamine metabolic process; N-acetylglucosamine metabolic process; carbohydrate metabolic process
Molecular function (GO): N-acylglucosamine 2-epimerase activity
Source: RefSeq, a predicted model, not a curated record
CUGCUGAUUAAAGCAUUUGCUCGUCACAGUGAAGCCCCCGAUUCAAUUCCCCGACAUGGGUUCAAUGUGUGAAAGCCGUUUCUGGUGUUGGUGGAAUGUUGCUAAAAACAGCAUAAACCAUACUCACUUGCUCACUCACUAAAGCAGUAAACGUCUAUGACCUGCUUCUCCCUGUAUAUCACUCAGUUUAAUUUUUGUUUAAUUCAUUUGAUGUUUGUUUUGUUGUUUAAUGCCACACACAGCAAUAUUAUGGCGGAGUUCUGUAAAUAUUCGAGUCUGGAGCAGACAAUCCAGUCAUCAGCAGCGAUGAGCAUUGAUUUAAUUCAUUUGAAGGAUAAUACGGUUGCAAGAUGGUAUUCUGUGUUUCUUGUCAUUAUUUCAGAGUAAAGUGUGUGUGCAUGUUGCAUUUUAAUCAUCAUCAUAUAAUGUCAGGGAUGUGUCAGUGUCAAGUUACAAUUUAAUGGAUGACAUAUCCUAAAAAUUAUUUGUGUAGUGUGCUCAAAUGUUUGGUUGCUUGUUUAUUUUGUUUAUUUUGUUGUUGAACGCCACUGAGGAACGUUUUAUAUAUAAACUGCAUGAUGGCGGCCUAACUUGAUCAGGUGAUCCGGUUGUUGAUAUUGUGAGCACUGAUCCACGCUGUCUGUGUAUGAGGACAUGCAAUCAACCAAGUGAUUCACUUUGAGUCUGACCUUCCACUGAUAAAUAAUCUCUUAUGACCAACAUAGGUUGCCGGAGAUGUGUUCUGACCUGGAAAGCCACAGGGCAAUAGCUGGAAUACUUGCACUUCAGUAGACAGUGGAAUACAAGUCCGCAACCAUGUCAAUUAAAGAAAAACUGCCAUCAUUUCUGGAUGAUAUUGAGAAGGACUUGGAUCGUACAGUUAAAUUCUGGCUGGAAAACUCUCACGAUGAUGAAUUUGGAGGCUUCUUCAUCUGUCUCGGUCCGGAUGGCCGUGUGUUUGAUGAAACUAAAUAUACCUGGCUGGAGUGCAGACAGGUAUGGAUGUAUGCUCGGCUCUACAACGAAAUGGAGAAGUAUAGGAAACCACAGAUUUUGCAAGCUGCAAUAAAAGGGGCAGACUUCUUGCAGCAACAUGUGAAGAACCCUGACACCAUGAAGUGUUGCCUCAGUAUGACCAGGGGUGGUCAGCCAAUCAAAAUACAGCGGACUAUCUUCUCCGAGUGCUUCUAUCUGAUGGCAAUGUCUGAACUGGCCCGAGCUACUGGGGAGGCUGUGUAUAGGGAGGAAGCAUUGGCAAUGAUGGACAAAAUCUUGUUCUGGGUGCAGAAGGAUGACUCACAGCUUGGGAAGACCCAGUUGCCUGGCAACAAACCAUACGCCAGUCUCGCCAAUCCCAUGAUGCUGUUAUGCCUCAUUGACCAGAUGGAGACGAUGGACCCAACCCUUGCAGCCACCUACAGGGGCGCCACCUGGUGUCUCGGGGAGGUCAACAAACACAUUCAGAGAGAGGGCAGCGUUAUCCUGGAGAACGUGUCUGUUGAUGGAGAGGAGCUGACAGGCAGCAAUGGCCGACUUAUGGUGCCAGGUCAUGCGAUUGAAGCUGGUUGGUUCCUCCUUCAACGGGCACUAAAAUCAGGGGACACAACUCUCCAGAAAACAGCCAUUGACAAGUUUAUCGUCAACCCGUUCCAGACAGGCUGGGAUGAGUUGUACGGAGGACUGUUCUACUUCCUGGAUGUUGACGGCCUGUCUCCCACCCAGCUGGAGUGGGACAUGAAACUAUGGUGGCCUCACAAUGAGGCUAUGAUAGCCUUCCUCAUGGCUUACAAGGCUACGAAGGACGAAGAACAUCUGCACAAGUUUCAGAGAGUCUUCAAGUACAGCUACUCACAUUUUGUUGAUCAUGGCUACGGAGACUGGUUUGGCUACCUGAACAGACGAGGGGAGGUAAAGCUGAACUUCAAAGGAGGACCGUGGAAGGGCUUCUUCCAUGUCCCCAGAUGUCAACUGAUGUGCAUACAGCUCUUGAAGGACAUCAUAACAUCUGAGAAGUAGCCUUGCACUUUUUUAACAAUAUUUUUAGCCUCACUUUUCCAGCACUCCAGGAAAAGGCAGUAAUGUGAUCAUUUGAAGAAAUGAAUCAGAACAUUCAACUUUGAUCAUAGAUACCUCAAGAUAUUAUGAUGAUUAGCACCGAUUGUUUCUGUUUAAGAUAUACGUCAAUCUUAUACUGUGACUUGUAUCUCACACUUGGCCAACAAAGUGUGCCAACUCAACCUUACUUGCAUGAAAUUUGGGGCACUGACUUUUCAAAUGCAUAUAUCCCUCAAUCCUGCAGCCCAGAUGCAUCCCUGCUGUCAUGUUUUCAUUGAUUGCCACGAUUUUGACUGGUGUCAUAUCAUUACACAUAAUGAGGAGGCUUAAAGUUUUAAGUGAAUUUAUUACCAACAUCGAAGCCAUUUUUUAUCAUAUGCAACAUUGAAUCUACAAGUUUAAUAAAUCUAAUCAUUAAAAAACA